This is a messenger RNA of Symbiodinium sp. CCMP2592, 6801 nucleotides long. The record is from the annotation of a GenBank genome assembly. NCBI's taxonomy places the organism in Eukaryota, Dinophyceae, Suessiales, Symbiodiniaceae.
AUGGAAGACGCGCCUGCGCCCUAUAGCCCACAACUCCGUGCAGUCCUGCAAGAUCUUAACAGGGAAGUGCGGCAAUUCGACAUCCGCUUGGUCGAAGCCAACCUGACCGACGACGUCAGGGCCCUCUGUGACAGGCUGUACGAUUUGGAGGCCGAAUCAGCGGCCCAGCGGACGGAGAUCGCCCGCUUGCACACUCGUCUGCAUCGCUUAGAGGACGAGCUAGGGCAAGGGCGUGGCUGGUUGGUUCUUCUCGCUGACAGGACCACCGCUUUGGAGGAAGCCACUCAGAAGCUUGCCAUCAAGGAUCUGGUUUUGACCAUGGACGUUUCGGAAGCUUUUGGUGGUGAUGCGCCAGCUUUGCCUUCCAGCAGGGUUGCUGACUCAGAUGCAGAGGAAGCUUUUGAACCCAGGAGUAAGCUUCGACGUGCAUCCAGCGGUGAUCAAUCCUGGCAGCUUAUAGAGCAGAACCAGCCGGUGCCCGAGAAUGCAUCCUUUCAUGGGUGGGGCACAACGGGCGCCAGCCCACAGUUGCUCGGCUCCGUAUCGCUUUCCCUGGCAACGCCGAGACCAGUUCAGCCCUCAACAACAGCUUUGCGAGCACCUUCAGAGUUACACCCGCCUGCCUUUCGUGAGCCGAUCGCCGGCUUGGUCACCAGCAAGGAUAAUCAUCAGGCGUGCGAUGAACGCAACAAGGUACUUUUCGACCAGCUUUGUGCAUCGCAUGGUGCCUACAGCGAGGUGCUGCAACAGCUUUCAGGGAGUCGCGAGGGCGCAGUGAUCAAGUCUCGGCUGCUCAGCAAGGUGAGUGACACCACGGCGGCCCGCUACCUUCGCUCAGUCCAGCUUUUCUUUUGUGCCUUUGAGGAGCUGGGUGGCAACAUGGAGUCCAUCGACCAAGGUCUCUUCCUUGAUGCUUUCUUCGCUUUAUCUCGAGGCUCCGAACCAGGCCCCCUUUCCAACAGCAUCAAUGUGCUCAAGGCGCUGCGCUGGUACAAGAAGCUUCUUUCACUUGCAUGCCUCCCAGACCUGUACGGCACAGCUUUCAGUCUCCUCUCCAAUCCGUCUGGCCAGGAGAAACGAGAGAGCAUACCACUGCCGCUUUCUUUUGUGGCCUUCCUUGAGCGCACCCUGCUUUCAGGCACAGCCAGCUUGAUGGACACCAUCUGGGCGGGGUCGUUCUUGGUGGCAAUCGGUGCGAGCCUCCGCUUCGCGGACGCCCAGCACGUCCGCUGGAGCUCACUUUGUGUGAGCCAUUUCACUUUACGGGGAAUAUGCUACAGAACCAAGACCACCAAAGGCGGAUGCCCCUUUGGUCUUCUCAGCUUCGGCCCCUUUUCGUCCGCUGAGGAAUGGGGGCUGACUUGGCUCCCCCGCUGGUUGGGAGCAUUGGACAAGGUUUGGUCCGACCUCCGCUCCCGCUUUGGGGCCCAGCCGGAACCAGAUUGCAUGUUUUUCCUCUUAAGUGAUGCAGGCUUUGCUCCGGCCACCUAUUCACAGGCCCUUCAGAAGUUGCGCCACUGGCUGACGCUUUCAGGGAUAGAGAAGCACCAAGCUUCUCAAUAUACGCUUCACAGCUUGAAGACGACCUUCCUUUCGUGGAUGUCUCAGCUUUCUAUCCCACUGGCGUCCCGCUUUCUACAGGGACAUCAUAAAACCCCUGGCUCGGCCCAGCUUUAUUCACGGGACGACGUAUGGCCAGCCCUGAGAACGCAGCUUCUUUUGUGGCGGUCGAUCCACUCCGGCUUCCGUCCUGCCAGGCCGCAACACCGAGGUGGACAAUCACCGCUUGCCGAGCCCCCCUUCGAGACGGCGGGGUUCCAAUGGGACGCCUUCAUCCCGGACCUUACAUGUUUCUCGCUUGGCAGUGAUUUCCAAUCAUUCCUUGCCCUGGAACAACAGGUCGACCACUUCGAGGACUCAGAUGCCGAUGAUGCAGGCCCGGCUCGCCCUUCAGCGAUGGUCGCAUCCACUUUGGAGGAGCAGCCGCUUGAAGCUCCAUCUUUUCAAACUUCCCGCACAAACUGCAGGGAGGUGCGGAUGCCCAAUGCCAGGUUCGAUGUCACCCCGCUUGUGGAUGCAUCUCAGAAUUUUCCGCUUUUGCGCAUUUGCCGCCUGCUGAGAGGGCCACUUUUUGAAGCGAAUGGAAGGAGACCCGCUUCUUCCUUCCACAACGCCGGCACCCGCUUUGGCAGCAGCACCUUCGCUUCGAGCACCGUGAUCGACCCCAUCGGGGACUCUAUCGCUGCCGAAGAUUACGGGACACCGGCCGCUUUUACGUCUUCUCCCUCGCCUGCUGCACCCACUUUGGAGGCACGAGCGGAGCCUAAAGCAGCCACCGGUGGCGAGAGCGCCCCCACGGGAGCCACUUCAGCUGCUCAGGGAGACGAGGCCAACGCCGAGGCCACGGGUGACGGGGUCACGAACGCCAAACGCUGGCAACGUGAACCCGAGGUCAAGGAACCGCCGCCGCGACCUCCUUCGUCGCCCGCUUUGGCGUCGACCACCCCAAAGGCCGGGGUACCGCUGCUGAAGUCGAAGAGCAUGGCUACGCCCGCUCCACCCGCUUCGGUGGCCACUACACCCCCGGCGGCUACGCCCAGCGCCCCUCCCGCUUCCAAGGCCCCGCCACCGCCGCUUGUGGAGGAGGGCACCACGGGCGGAAGCUCGGGAAACACAGGGCAACAGCCGCCCGCUUCAACACCACAGCGCGAGAUAGCCCCGCUUCUCGCUAGUGAUGCCCCAGCCUCCCGCUUGGGACGACUAUCUAUGAUAGCGAAGGCCGGGCCACUUUGCAGCUGGUUCAAUUGUGGGCAUGCCGCCGCCAGUGUUCCCAAUGCGCUCAGGGAGGCCACUUCGCAGUGGAACCACGGCCAAGAUGAGUGGGGCCAGAGCCAGACCGCUUGGGAGGACUCGCCCGCUUGGAGCUCCUGGAACUGGUCUGGUCUCUUCGACAUGUCCGACUUCUCGCAGCUCGUGUCGGACUGCAACGUACCUCUUGCGGUGGCCUCUCUGCUUUCGGCGUUUGACACCGCUUUGUACGCACGUGCUUGCACAACUUCUUCCGAGCUAGAAGAAUUGAUCACCCACUUUAUGACCGAAGCCGCGGUGACAGAAGCAGCGGAACGCUUUAUCACUAAAGCGUCGUUGCGCCUGCUUUUCUUCAAAUGCCGGCAGUCGGAAGGCAUGGCAUCCUUAGAAGCCACGCCCAGUGCUGCUCUCCCGCUUGGAGAAGCGCCUUCAACAGCUGUGCCAACCGCUCCGGCCGCAGUCCCGCUUUCUAGCUCAUGGCAGGAGGCUUGGCCUGCAAAACUCAGCGGCGAACGCACCGCAGCGCUUAGGAAAAGGUUCGAGGAGGAUUACCCCACUGAACUCCUCGAUGCCGAGAGCUUUCCGAGCGCCCGCUUGUUGGCCCUUACCAAUAAGAUGCUUUCAGAAAAGGAAGUGCGAUGGAUUCCCUGGAAGUACCGCUUAAGUGCAAGGGCGCAAGAAGACAGCCUGCUUAUCAGGCCCAAGAAACAGGCCCGCUUUGACCUCGCGGAGUUCUUCUUCGACGAGGGGGCACACCUAGGCUCCCUGAAACUCUACAACAAAAAGUUCACCCGCAUUUGCUUCACCAAAUACGAGGCCUCCGCCAACCUACGGGGCCCCACUACGAUGGAAGCCCAGGCAGCUGAUCGCCGAUGUUGGGAAAUCAUCGCCGACUUAGUCAAUGUGCAUCAUUGGAAGCUAGAUGAUGCGCUUCACGAAGUGGCGGAGGUGCGCUCUGAUUUGCACAGCUUACUUGCGCCCAGGCCAUUCAUACCCAAACCCAAGCACGACCCGGACAACAGCUGGAAGGCCGGCGCCAAAGGCAACGGUCGUGGAGGCAAAGGCGGGGGCCGUGGCGGCAAAGGCCGCGAUGGCAAAGGCGAGAAGGGAGAGCGCUUCGAGCGAGGCGGGAAAGGUGGCAAAGGCAAGGACAACAAGCAGGCGACGCCUCCCGGAAAAUGGCUUUCAACCAUCUUCAUGGAUGGCAAGCGCCAGACUCUUUGCAUGCGCUACCAGAGCGGUCAGUGCAAGGACCCAGCCACGUGCCGCUAUGUGCACAGAUGCGCAGUGCCCAAGAAUGAAACCCACUUCAGCGACCAGCGGGACAUCGCUGAGGAGGUCACAGUUGUCCCGCUUUCAGUGCCUGCUCAACCUUCAGGUUCAGCAGGGGCAACCUCGGCACUGCCCAAGGCUGGUGCCCCAGUAUCCAGUGCAUCUUUGGCAAUCAGUGAAGGCUCCCUCGACUUCGCUACCUGCUUGGAGCUUUUAGCGCAGUACUUUUCCAUUCCCUUCAUUGAUGCCGCAGGCCCCACCGACAAUGCCAUUGACGCUUCCGGAGCAUAUUUCAACCUGGGAGCUUUCUCCUUUGAUAACGGCACCAGGUCGGGGAUAUUUCAGCGCACUGAACAAUUUUCCGAUGUACUUCGUUUCUUGAACGCUUUCAUGCAGCUUCAGUUCCCGGGUGCCUCUUGGAGCUCCUUGUGCGUGAGUCACAACGUUCGUACUCGCUUACACACGGAUGCUGGCAACGCUUCAGGAACACUCAAUCACACAGUUUCACUCGGCAAUUUCAGCGGAGGUGAGAUCUGGAUUAGCCCAGCUUUGGACCCUUCUGCUGCCAACAUCCCGGCCCCAUUGGAGGCCUCAUCCGAGGCCUACAGAGCGGAAGAUGCAAGCAAAGGUGAAUUGCGCGACACCUGGCAUUCACCGCUUUCCUUUAGCUGUGAAUCACUCCAUUGUACGAUGCCAAUCCAAGGAGACAGGUGGGUAUUGACUGCCUACACUUGCAGGAACCUACACAGCUUCGACACGAAGUCGCUGGCACAUUUAAGGUCACUGGGGUUCCCAUUGCCUCCAGUACCUACAACACUUCCUCAGGCUGUACCCUCUGCACCGAAGGACAACACGCACGUCGAGAUCUUCUUAGAUAUCUGCUGUGGUGCCUCUCACCCACUUACCACGGCGAUCUCAUCAUGUGGCAUCAUAUGUUUGCCCAUUGAUCUGCUUGGUGAGGAGCAGCUGGACCUCUUGCACGACGACACGUACGAUCACCUCCUUCGGUUAUGCUUCUCAGGCAUUGUACGUUUUGCUCAUGGAUCUCCGCCAUGCAAAGAGUACUCCCGCUUGAAGCUACGCCCCGGGGGACCUGCUGCUAUCCGAUCCCCGGAACAUCUCAACGGGUUGCCGGGCAAUACAGCUUCACAGCAGGAACGUGUGGUAAGCAGCCAGAAGCUUCUGUAUCGCUGUGUAUGCCUGCUUCGGGCCGCUUUCAACUCAGGUGCACAUGUAUCUCUGGAACAGCCCACGAACGCGAUGUCUUGGCUUGAACCAUUCGUACAGGACAUGCUUGCUGAGAUACAGGCUUCACUGGUCAACAUCCCGGCGUGCUCAGUUGGCCAGAACAUAGCCAAAUCUUGGCUUUUAGCAUGCAGCUUCGAUGAUAUGCGAGCCUUGGCAGGUACAUGCUCUCAUUCGGAGGGUCAUCCUUCUGUGGCCGGCGUCAGGGACGAGCUUGGCAACUUUUUGUCACAGCGCACCGCAGAGUACCCAGCCCAGUUAGCAAACCGCUUUGCUCAGCAGGCGGCUAAACUUUUCUCGUCACGCCGGCCCUCCCACAGUGUUCCAACUUGUUCUUUGGCUUUCGCACUCUCUUCGAUCCCCAAGAAGCCCCGGGCAGCGACACCUACAGCAUCACAGGAUGGAGGUGGCAUCUACUCCUUGCCGGACUGGUCAAUGGGCCCCAGAUACCAGUCUGACAGCUUGCACGAUUUGCGCAAAGAAUGGCAGUCCUGGCUCCUCUCGCACAGGUGGAGGAAUGCCUUCGGCACCGACUUGUCAGCCGCAAACAGCUUGACAAACUUCUCGGUCUCCUCCAGUGGUAUUCAUACAUACUUGGACGACAAGCUCCGCUUCACUGGUAAACCGCCGGGCACCAGCAUUUCAGAAGGGUCCACUUUGUUGUCAGCUCGCCACAAAACAUUGCACAGCAAGGCUGAUCUCGCUUUGGUCCCGGUAAGCACCAAACGCAUGUGGCUUCGGGUUACGGACCCCACUUCAUCCAAGCGACGCCUCUCAGAAUCCAGCAGAGAAACACUUUCUUUCUUUGCCCACUUGAGCUCCAGGGACUGGCGUCCACGGCCGCUUAGACCACCACCCAUGAGCUCAGUGGAAUCAGCAGCCGAUGCCUUCGGCAAAGGCAACGACUGCGGCGUCGGGGGAUGGCUCCUUCUCCCAUGUGGCCGCCUGCUUUGGUUUUCGCAUCGCUACACCGUGCAGGACUUCCUGGAGCUCGGUCUGCCAAUGCAGCCUGACGCCAACUUGGACAUUUCCAGCUAUGAGACGUUGGCACAGUGCUACGUUCUUCUCGCUUUCUGGAAAGCCCAUGGUUCUGGCCGCUUGGCUUUGAAAUUACCAGCUUUGAGCGAUAAUAGUGGCGCUGAAUCGGUGUGUAACAAACUUUACACCUCCAAAGUACCACUUAAUCUUUUCGUUCGCAAGCUUUCGAUGUGGAGCUCCAUUACCGGUGUCACUUUGGACUGCAGCCACAUUGCUGGCGAAAAGAACGACGAUGCAGACCUGCUUUCGCGGUGGGACGGCUGCGCAGAACUUCCGGCCAAGUUUCUGCCAUCAAACCGCAUUGAGCUUUACCUCUCUGAGUUCUGGCAGAUCCGCUUUCAAGUGACACUCUUUCCAGCUGAUACCUUUUUGAAGUGGCAGCUUCCAUCAGCCACCAGAUUGGGCCCGACAAACCGAGGCUCCAAUAAGCGCAAGUAG